CCUCGUCGGUGGCACUGUGCUAUCCUCAAAGCGGGCGAAGAAGGUGUUUAGCUUGUCUGGAAGCGUCUGGACACACCUAUUCCUCAGGUUGCUCUGCCGUUCCCGUACCGCUUUUGGGACAGACUACUUUGGCCACAAAGAUGUUGCCUGUCAGUGCAUGAAGGUCCUGCGUGAACUCUUCAAGGAGCAGGAGUUCCCAGAGCCAGUGAGGUACUUUGUGACGUGGUGGAGCAGAGACUUGUGGUCUCAGAUGUCAUACAGCUUUGUGAAGACUGGAGGCAGCAGGGAGGCCUAUAACAUCAUCGCUGAAGAUGUCCAAGGAAAAGUGUUCUUUGCUGGGGAGGCAACCAACCUAUUUGAGUGGCGUCCGAGAAGCGAGUAAAAUCGACGCUUUGUAACUCCUUCCCUGUGAGCAGUCAGUCACACAAUACCAGCAUGAAGACAUCUCAGUCGUACAGAGCAAAGCUUCAGUUCCUCACUCAACUGAGUCACUACUCUUUUAAGUGGUGUUUUCAACCAGUGUGUACUGUACCUCGUGUGUGAGCAGAGAUGACCAAUGCUGUUUGAAAUGUUAUGGACGUUGAAUCAAUGUGGGUAAACUGAUUGGAUUUGCAAAAAUUAAUUAACGGAAGGGAAUUUCAUAUUUUUCUUACCCAGCUUUUAACCUAAAUCCAGUGACAUUAUGAAAUGUUUUGUUGAUUUCACAUUAGUUGACAACUCAACCAGAUCAAAACUAGACAUUGAACUGACGUCUGUGCCAAGUGGGACACAGAGUGUUGGUUUAGUUGGAGAUCACUAUAAUAAGAAAUUAAAGAUCGGCAGCGCAAUUAUGCUCCUAAACAAUUAAUUUUGAUGUAGAAAUUGACAAAUAGUAUUUAUAUAGUAUGUGGAUUGUUUGUCAAUAUCUAUUGAGUGAGGUGCCUGCCAAUGUUGUGCACACAUCAUCAAUGGCUUUCAAAGUUCCAAUGUGUUGGUACAAUGAGCGCUUAACUGUCGAAGUAAUAAUAGUUGAUAACUUAAA
Messenger RNA from Coregonus clupeaformis (lake whitefish), 1021 nucleotides. RefSeq names its product lysine-specific histone demethylase 1B-like. The transcript has 3 exons. The record is from RefSeq and is a predicted model, not a curated record. Lineage: Eukaryota; Metazoa; Chordata; Actinopteri; Salmoniformes; Salmonidae. Gene Ontology annotation, molecular function: oxidoreductase activity. The coding region runs from base 158 to 382 and encodes 74 amino acids.